Messenger RNA from Rubroshorea leprosula, 1320 nucleotides. NCBI's taxonomy places the organism in Eukaryota, Viridiplantae, Streptophyta, Magnoliopsida, Malvales, Dipterocarpaceae. The record is from the annotation of a GenBank genome assembly.
AGAUUUUUUAUGUUUGUUAUCAUCAUCCUCUUACUGUUUUUCUUCUCUACACUCUCAUGUGGAACUGAUAUCAUGAUCUCAUCCACCAAUCUAAGUGAUGGUGCGACCUUAGUUUCUAAUGAUGGAAGCUUUGAACUGGGCUUUUUCAGUUCUGGAAGCUCCACCAAGAGCCGUUACUUGGGAAUUUGGUUAAAGAAAAUCUCAGUUCAAACAGUCGUUUGGGUUGCAAAUAGGUGCGACCCGAUUAAUGACACGUCUGGUGUUUUGAUGAUAAACAGCACAGGCAAUCUGGUACUCCUCAGUCAAAGCGGGAGUGUUGUUUGGGCACCAAACUCAAGGAAUGGUGCUCAAAACCCAGUUUUGCAGCUCUCGGAUUCUGGAAAUCUUGUUUUAAAGGAUAGAAUUGCUGGUAAAACAGAAACACUUUUGUGGCAAAGCUUUGACUAUCCCACUAAUUCUUGGCUGCCAGGGAUGAAACUUGGAUGGGACUUAAGGACUGAUCUUAAUCGACGACUAUCAGCGUGGAAGUCCUCAGAUGAUCCAUGUCCUGGAGACUUAACUCUUGGGAUAGAGCGAUAUAAUUAUCCCGACCUUGUUAUGUGGAAAGGCUCAAACAAGUAUUUCCGUGCAGGCGGCUGGGAUGGCAUUGGAGCGACUGGUUUACGCCUACCGGAGCCAAAUCUCUACUUUACGUUCAAUGUCACCAUAAAUGAAGAGGAGAUAUACAUCAUCUAUACCCUCAAAAUCGAAUCAAUAAUCACAACAAUUGUUUUGAACCAAACUUCCAGUAGGCUGCAGCGCACCAUAUGGAAUGAAGAAGCUAGAACUUGGGUAGUGUACAGUCAACUUCCAACAGAUGACUGUGAUAACUAUGGGAUUGGUUACAUGGCACCAGAAUAUGCUUUUGAUGGGCAAUUCUCAGUCAAAUCUGAUGUUUUCAGCUUUGGUAUACUGAUGCUAGAGAUAAUAAGUGGUAGGAAGAACAGGGGGCUUCACCAUCUCAACCAUAGCAACCUUAUUGGACAUGUAGGCUUGGAGAUUGUGGAAAGAAGGAAGCACUUCUCAACUAAUUGAUUCGUUUGUACUGGAGUCUUGCACUCUAACUGAAGUAUUAAGGUGUAUUCACAUUAGUUUGUUAUGUGUUCAGCAUCAACCCGAGGACAGGCCGAGUAUGUCAUCUAUUGUUUUGAUGCUGGGUAGUGAGAAUACACUGGUACAACCCAAAGAACCCAGUUUCCUUGUUCACAGCAAAUCACAUGAAACAAUUUCUUCAUCUAGCAAGCCUGAAUCAUGUUCAACCAAUGAACUUAGCCUGUCAAU